AUGACUAUGCAGAUCCGUGCUUGCGUCCUCUUGGCUCUCGCCACCAGCGCUCUCGCUGGCUACACCGGCCUCGGCUACGGCCUUGGCUACGGUGGCUACGGCCUCGGCUACGGUCUUGGCUAUGGUGGUUACGGUCAUGGCUACGGUGGCUUCGGCUAUGGCCUUGGUUACUCCAGCUACGCUCCAGCUGUGGCCCACGUCGCCCACGCUGCCCCAGCCGUCGCCACUUACGCCGCUGCUCCAGCUGUGACCAAGGUCGCCACCACCUACCACGCCCCAGCUGUCACCGCUGUUGCUCACGCCCCAGUCGCCACCGCUGUCGCUGCUCCAGUGGCCACCUACGCUGCUGCCCCAGCCUUCGCCGCCUACCACGCCCCAGCUGUGACCACUGUGGCCCACGCCCCAGUGGCCACCUACGCCGCUGCCUACCACGCCCCAGCUGUGGCCACCGUCGCUCACGCCCCAGUCGCCACCGCUGUCGCUGCCCCAGUUGCCACCUACACCGCUGCCUACCACGCCCCAGCUGUGGCCACCGUCGCUCACGCCCCAGUCGCCACCUACGCCGCUGCUCCAGCUGUCUCCACCACCACCGUCCACCACGCCCCAGCUGUCGCCACCGUUGCCCACGCUGCCCCAGCUGUCGCUGCCUACCAUGCCGCCCCAGUCUACGGUUACGGUGUUGGCACCCUCGGCUACGGUGUUGGCCACUACGGUUACGGCCACGGUCUCCUCGGCUACGGCCUGAACUACGGCUACGGCCUUGGCUCUCCCUUCCACUACGGUGCUCUUCUCCGCAAGAAGAAGUUACCGAAGCUGGGGACUGUUCGUUCCACUAUUGUUGCGACGCGCCGCGUUCACUAUGGGAAGGAUGUUUCCUAUAUAAAGGCUCCAAAACUGAGGACAGUCAGCAGUUGGCUCAGCAGCAGCUCUAAAGUAAUCAUGAUCCGUGCUUGCGUCCUAUUGGCUCUCGCCACCAGCGCUCUCGCUGGCUACACCGGCCUCGGCUACGGCCUUGGCUACGGUGGCUACGGCCUCGGCUACGGCGGAUACGGUCUUGGCUAUGGCGGUUACGGUCUUGGCUACGGUGGCUUCGGCUAUGGCCUUGGUUACUCCAGCUACGCUCCAGCUGUGGCCCACGUCGCCCACGCUGCCCCAGCCGUCGCCACUUACGCCGCUGCUCCAGCUGUGACCAAGGUCGCCACCACCUACCACGCCCCAGCUGUCACCGCCGUUGCUCACGCCCCAGUCGCCACCGCUGUCGCUGCUCCAGUGGCCACCUACGCUGCUGCCCCAGCCUUCGCCGCCUACCACGCCCCAGCUGUGACCACUGUGGCCCACGCCCCAGUGGCCACCUACGCCGCUGCCUACCACGCCCCAGCUGUGGCCACCGUCGCUCACGCCCCAGUCGCCACCGCUGUCGCUGCCCCAGUUGCCACCUACACCGCUGCCUACCACGCCCCAGCUGUGGCCACCGUCGCUCACGCCCCAGUCGCCACCUACGCCGCUGCUCCAGCUGUCUCCACCACCACCGUCCACCACGCCCCAGCUGUCGCCACCGUUGCCCACGCUGCCCCAGCUGUCGCUGCCUACCAUGCCGCCCCAGUCUACGGUUACGGUGUUGGCACCCUCGGCUACGGUGUUGGCCACUACGGUUACGGCCACGGUCUCCUCGGCUACGGCCUGAACUACGGCUACGGCCUUGGCUCUCCCUUCCACUACGGUGCUCUUCUCCGCAAGAAGAAGUAAACAAUUCACCUCUAAUUUAUUCGAAUGAGCAACAGAAGAGAAAAUGUGAACACCCUUUCCUGUCUUGCUCCAAGCAAGCACAUUUGAGAGGGAUGAAUAAAAUUCGUAAGCAC
Messenger RNA from Dermacentor silvarum, 1859 nucleotides. Its product is annotated as shematrin-like protein 1. The record is from RefSeq and is a predicted model, not a curated record. The transcript is spliced from 5 exons. The coding region runs from base 1 to 1746 and encodes 581 amino acids. Lineage: Eukaryota; Metazoa; Arthropoda; Arachnida; Ixodida; Ixodidae.